AAAUUGACGUUUAGAAUGAAAUCCAAAUCCUAAUAUCCCGCACUGGAACAAUGCACUUUUUCUUUUGCUUUUUUAGGGCAUAUAUUCACCGCUCACUCUCAUUUGUGAGAAAGAGAGAGAGUCCCAUUUAUAGAUAUCAACCACCUAAGACUCCUUCAUCAAACAUAAACAUUCUUUCUCACUCCAAACUCUCUCUCUAGAUCUUUUUCGUAAUAUGGCUGAGGUCCAAGACAGCAACAGUUCAUCAGGGAUCAAGUUAUUUGGUGCAACGAUUGCAGUGCAGGAGAAUGAUCAUCGUGGGAAGGAUGACGAUCAUGCAAAAAAAGGAGAUCUAUCGGUAGAGAAAAGGCCAGACAAGAUCCUCCCAUGCCCCAGAUGCAAAAGCAUGGAAACAAAAUUUUGUUACUUCAAUAACUACAAUGUUAAUCAGCCAAGACACUUUUGUAAAGGCUGCCAAAGGUACUGGACCGCAGGAGGGGCCCUCCGGAAUGUCCCCGUCGGUGCCGGUCGCCGGAAAGCUAAGCCACCGUGCCAGGGUCUGUUACCUGAAAGUUGCUUGUUUGAUGCUUCUGGGAUGCAAGUGCAACAGAUGGAGUUUGAUUACACGGUUGUGGAGCAGUGGCAAGUGGAGGAGCACGGCGGUUUCCUGCAUCGUUUUCCGGCGAGCAAGAGGAGAAAUACCUCUAAUAGUCAAACUUGUUGAUGAAUGAUCUUCUUCUUUGUCUUGUAGUUGGAUGGGAAAAAAAAAUAUUUCUAGUUGCCCAAUCUUCUUGACUUGUAUACAAUUUGUCCUAAUUAAAAUAUUUAAAGAAUUAAUCCAUGAUUAGAUGAACCAUACAA
This is a messenger RNA of Olea europaea var. sylvestris, 840 nucleotides long. Its product is annotated as dof zinc finger protein DOF1.5-like. Gene Ontology annotation, molecular function: DNA-binding transcription factor activity; DNA binding. The record is from RefSeq and is a predicted model, not a curated record. NCBI's taxonomy places the organism in Eukaryota, Viridiplantae, Streptophyta, Magnoliopsida, Lamiales, Oleaceae. The transcript has a single exon. Gene Ontology annotation, biological process: regulation of DNA-templated transcription. The coding region runs from base 215 to 703 and encodes 162 amino acids.